AUGAAUCGCAAGAAGAUUUUCAUACGGUAUCUACAAGAAAUGCAACCGAAUAGAAUAGCUAUACCAAAAAAACCAUCUUACUGGUGUUUUCAAGCGGAUGAAAUUUUUUAUAACUGUUCACAAGAAGAAGUGUACCGCGUUACGAGCGAGGAUCUUGUACCAAAAAUUUUAGAUGGUGUGAAUUGUAUUUUAAUCGGCUACGGGCAAACAGGUUCUGGGAAGAGCUUUACUAUGAGCGGUCUCCGAAACAACUGGGAACACAGAGGCCUGGUCCCGCGACUUUUGACCCAAAUGUUUGCUGAAAAGGCGAAACGAAAAAAAGUCAGCAAAAUAGAAUACUGUAUCAGCUUUAUUGAGAUUUUUGGAAAAGAAACGAAAGAUUUGUUACUCUCUAAUACGGAUAAUAACAAAGUGAAGAUAAACGAGCGAGAACCGUUCAAGGAAAUCUCCGUGAUACCUGUGAACGAUGAAAACGAAUGUCUGAAAAAACUCUUUGAAGGAGAAAUUAGGAGAUCGAUUGCAAUAGGAUCGACUUAUCCAGCCUCUCAUUUAUCCAUGUCUGUGAUUACUUUUCACGUAUCUAAUCUCAGUUUAAUAACAUCAUGGGGUAUUGUAACGACAGCCAAAAUACAUAUUGUGGAAACAGCUGGUACAGGAACAGUAGGAAAGAAUAAUUGCUGGAAAACAGCGGCAGAUAUUGGUAUGGCGAAUUUAAUGAAAACUCAGCUGGAGCAAUUCUUUUCACAUAUAGAAAGUCCAGCCACUAUUAAUAUAUCACGCUCCAAUAAUUUGUUCAAGAUUUUAGGAAAUGCUUUUUCAGUUUCAUCUAUAAUUCGGUUUAUAUCUCAUAUUCGAAUCACGGAAGAGGAUCUCGACAUCACACUAUCAACUUUACGACUAACCAACGAAGUUAAUGUUUUGAAGAAGGAGCUGAUGUUGAACAAUUUGAUUUUAAAUCAAGAAGCGCUGAUGAAUAUUUCCAAGGCUCGGAUGGAACAAAUUAACCGGAGUAUAUUAAGUUUUUUAAACGACAAGAUUUCGGACUUCACGCUGUUUAGUAUGUCCCAGGCCCAAGUAUUGUUAAAGUGUAUCAAGGAUUUAUAUAACAGAUUAACCGCCAAGGAAGUUGAAGUUGAAAAAUUAAAAGAGACGUAUGAAAAUUUAAUCAAAAUCGUGCCGGAAGUUAGUUCAACAGGAACUUUACCCAAGGUAUUAUCGAUUCAAUAUUUACAUUUUUUUUAA
Messenger RNA from Apis mellifera (honey bee), 1242 nucleotides. Its product is annotated as kinesin-like protein KIF9. The transcript has 9 exons. Gene Ontology annotation, molecular function: ATP hydrolysis activity; microtubule binding; microtubule motor activity. Lineage: Eukaryota; Metazoa; Arthropoda; Insecta; Hymenoptera; Apidae. The record is from RefSeq and is a predicted model, not a curated record. Gene Ontology annotation, cellular component: kinesin complex; microtubule. Gene Ontology annotation, biological process: microtubule-based movement. The coding region runs from base 1 to 1242 and encodes 413 amino acids.